Molecule: messenger RNA, 174 nt
Organism: Neurospora tetrasperma FGSC 2508
Lineage: Eukaryota; Fungi; Ascomycota; Sordariomycetes; Sordariales; Sordariaceae
Exons: 2
Coding region: 1-174 (57 amino acids)
Source: RefSeq, a predicted model, not a curated record
AUGAACUUCGUGCCUUUGCCGGAAGAUAUCGGUAAUCGAGAUAUUCCAGUAUCGCUUCCAAAUGAGGUUGAAUUUGAUGAUGCCGAGAAGGAGGAGGAGGAGGAGGAGGAGGAGGAGGAGGAGGAGGAGGAGGAGGAGGAGGAGGAGGAGGAGGAGGUUGAAGUGCUCUUCUAA